Messenger RNA from Myotis lucifugus (little brown bat), 3693 nucleotides. RefSeq names its product integrator complex subunit 4 (gene INTS4). NCBI's taxonomy places the organism in Eukaryota, Metazoa, Chordata, Mammalia, Chiroptera, Vespertilionidae. The record is from RefSeq and is a predicted model, not a curated record. Gene Ontology annotation, cellular component: integrator complex. The transcript is spliced from 23 exons. Gene Ontology annotation, biological process: snRNA processing.
GGAUCCCACUGCCUUGUGGGAUAGUGGAGGGUUCCUCUGUCCCCGGCAGGUUUUCCGGAUUCCGCCCCCCGCCUCCCUCGUCAACUACGGAAGCUGACAGGGUCCGCGGGCAGCGAUGGCGGCACAUCUUAAGAAGCGGGUGUACGAGGAGUUCACUAAGGUGGUUCAGCAACAGGAGGAAAUUACUACUAAGAAACUCCGACUAACAAAACCAAGUAAAUCUGCAGCACUCCACAUAGAUCUAUGUAAAGCUACCUCUCCGACAGAUGCUUUGCAGUAUCUACUUCAGUUUGCCAGGAAGCCUGUUGAGGCAGAAAGUGUGGAAGGAGUAGUCAGGAUUCUCUUGGAACAUUAUUAUAAGGAGAAUGAUCCAUCUGUGAGACUGAAAAUUGCUUCAUUACUGGGGUUAUUGUCAAAGACUGCAGGAUUUUCUCCAGACUGUAUUAUGGAUGAUGCCAUUAACAUCCUGCAGAAUGAAAAGUCUCAUCAAGUCCUAGCUCAACUGUUGGACACUUUGCUUGCAAUUGGCACUAAACUCUCAGAGAAUCAAGCUAUCCAGAUGCGAUUAGUUGAUGUAGCCUGCAAGCACCUGACAGAUACUUCCCAUGGUGUAAGAAAUAAGUGCCUGCAAUUACUUGGCAAUCUCGGCUCUUUGGAGAAAAGUGUCACAAAGGAUGCAGAGGGCCUAGCUAUCAGAGAUGUCCAGAAGAUUAUAGGGGAUUACUUCAGUGACCAAGACCCGCGUGUCAGAACAGCAGCUAUAAAAGCCAUGUUGCAGCUUCAUGAAAGAGGACUGAAAUUACACCAAACAAUUUAUAAUCAGGCCUGUAAAUUGCUCUCUGACGACUAUGAACAAGUGCGCAGUGCUGCAGUCCAGCUUAUCUGGGUUGUCAGUCAGCUCUAUCCUGAAAGCAUUGUCCCAAUCCCAUCUUCUAAUGAAGAAAUUCGCUUAGUUGAUGAUGCUUUUGGGAAAAUUUGUCACAUGGUCAGUGAUGGAUCCUGGGUGGUUCGAGUUCAAGCUGCAAAGCUAUUGGGCUCUAUGGAGCAAGUCAGUUCUCAUUUCUUGGAGCAGACGCUUGACAAGAAGCUGAUGUCAGAUCUAAGGAGGAAACGCACUGCACACGAGCGUGCCAAGGAACUUUAUAGCUCAGGGGAGUUUUCCAGCGGCAGGAAGUGGGGAGAUGAUGCUCCCAAGGAAGAAGUAGAUACAGGGGCUGUGAACUUGAUCCAGUCAGGAGCUUGUGGAGCUUUUGUCCAUGGCUCUUAAUUUGAUACGCAGUUGUAUUUGUCUCUUUGUCUAGAGGUCCGCAUUGCUGCUGUGGAGGCUCUCUGCAUGCUGGCUCAGUCUUCAUCCUCUUUUGCUGAGAAGUGCCUUGAUUUCCUGGUUGACAUGUUUAAUGAUGAAAUUGAGGAAGUUCGUCUACAGUCCAUACAUACCAUGAGAAAAAUCUCCAACAAUAUCACCCUCCGAGAGGAUCAGCUAGACACUAUCCUGGGUGUAUUAGAGGAUUCAUCCAGGGAUAUUAGGGAGGCUCUUCAUGAACUCUUAUGCUGUGCUAAUGUUUCAACCAAAGAAGGGAUUCAUCUUGCACUGGUGGAGCUGCUGAAAAAUUUAACCAAGUACCCUACUGAUAGGGAUUCCAUAUGGAAAUGCCUGAAGUUUCUGGGAAGUCGACAUCCAACCCUGGUGCUUCCCUUGGUUCCAGAGCUCCUGAGCACCCACCCGUUUUUUGACACAGCUGAACCAGACAUGGAUGAUCCAGCAUACAUUGCAGUUUUGGUUCUUAUCUUCAAUGCUGCUAAAAGCUGCCCAACAAUGCCAGCAUUGUUCUCGGACCAUACCUUCAGGCACUAUGCCUACCUCCGGGACAGUCUUUCUCAUCUUGUUCCUGCCUUGAGGUUAUCAGGUAGAAAACUUGUGUCAUCAGCUGUUUCCCCCAAUAUCACGCCUCAUGAGGAUCCUUCCCAUCAGUUCCUGCAGCAGAGCCUUGAAAGAGUGUACAGUCUUCAGCACCUGGACCCUCAGGGAACCCAGGAGCUGCUAGAGUUCACCAUCAGGGAUCUGCAAAGACUUGGAGAACUUCAGUCUGAAUUGGCAGGAGUAGCUGACUUCUCGGCUGCCUAUCUUCGGUGUCAACUUCUUCUCAUCAAGGCCUUACAGGAAAAGCUGUGGAAUGUGGCCGCCCCUUUGUAUUUGAAGCAGAGCGAUUUGGCCUCAGCAGCAGCAAAACAGAUCAUGGAAGAGACCUACAAAAUGGAGUUCAUGUACAGUGGUGUGGAGAAUAAGCAGGUGGUGAUUAUACAUCAUAUGAGGCUGCAGGCCAAAGCCUUGCAACUUAUAGUAACGGCACGAACUACUCGAGGAGUUGACCUCCUAUUUGGGAUGUGUGAAAAGUUUUUACAGGAAGUGGAUUUUUUUCAGAGGUGUUUCAUCGCUGAUUUGCCCCACUUGCAAGACAGCUUUGUGGACAAACUUCUUGACCUUAUGCCCCGACUCAUAACAUCCAAACCUGCAGAAGUGGUCAAAAUUCUACAGACCAUGCUGCGGCAGAGUACCUUCCUGCACCUCCCGCUUCCAGAGCAGAUUCACAAAGCCUCAGCCACCAUUAUUGAGCCAGCAGGCGAGUCAGACAACCCUUUGCGGUUUACAUCUGGGUUAGUGGUGGCUCUGGAUGUUGAUGCAACUCUGGAACAUGUGCAGGAUCCUCAGAGCACUGUGAAGGUCCAGGUCUUAUAUCCAGAUGGCCAGGCUCAGAUGAUCCACCCCAAGCCUGCAGACUUCCGGAAUCCUGGCCCCGGGCGGCACCGGCUCAUCACUCAGGUGUAUCUCUCCCACACUGCCUGGACAGAACCAUGCCAGGUGGAAGUGAGGCUGCUGCUGGCCUACAACUCCAACUCGCGCAUUCCAAAAUCCCCCUGGAUGGAGGGGGGCGAGAUACCGGCCCAGGCGGAAACCAGCAUUGAGGGCACCAUCCCCUUCAGCAAGUCUGUAAAAGUUUACAUAAUGCCCAAGCCCACAAGGCGCUGAGUCACGAGCAGUCUUUAUAGCCUUGAAGGCCCUUCUUCGGGAUCAGAGAGCCAGAGCCAGAGGACUUCACCUGGAAAUGGCGUAUUGGCAUAAGGAGAAACAAGUGACCCUUAGAGUCUCACCUGGUAUCAGACACAGAUAAAUUAUUUUGCAUUAAGAAAACAAAAACCUUCCUACUCACCCCCAUCCCUCCCUAUAAUAAAGUUGAGAAACCACCCAACUGGACCUUAAAGAAAUUUGUGUGGUUUAGGUUCAACAUUUUCUCCAUAUGCUUCUAUUCCUCGGGUGUGAAACAAAGAUCCAAUUUUCUAGCCACCUCCAAAGAACCAGUUAUGAGUCAUAAUCUUUUUUCUUAAAGCAAUAGUCUGAGGGGCCAACUCCAGAGCAGCUUCCACAGCUGUACUUUUUCACCAUAGACAGUUCCUGAAUGGCCUUCGACAUCAUUAUCUGCCUGAGAGGCUCCUUCCAUAACUCAGGCAAUAGCUGGGCCAAGGACUGAGUGAACAGCUGAACAAUGAAUCAUUUCCAUCCUUGAAGGGGAUUCUUGAUCUUGUCUGCCAUUAUCCUUAGACCCAAAAUAAAAUAAAAGGACUGUAUUUUAGAAGAGAAAGGGGAUCAUGGGAAAGCAGGAUCCAGCAUAAGAAAUAAAGCCACUUCCCAGUACA